AUGUUAGAACGAAUUUUAAAAAACAAAGAUUCACUGUGCCUUUAUGCUUCCACUAACAACAAAAUUUCACAACUAAGUUCAGAUGAAUGGAUAGUUGUGGAAAAAUUAAUUACAUUGCUUAAACCUUUUGAAGAAAUAACACGAGAACUAAGUGCAGCCAAUGUUUCCAUAUCGUCUGUGAUUCCGUUAUUGGCCACCCUGGAAAAGGUGAUUGAUGAAUAUGAUGCAUCUGAAGAAUGCAUUAGAAAAACUAUACUCGUUUUAAAACAAGAAAUGAAUCACAGAUUUUCUCACUUGGAAAACGACAAAUUAUUUGCUACAGCAACUUUUAUUGAUCCUAGGUACAAAUCGAAAUUUUUCAAAAAUCCUUCAACCAAAGAUCAGGUCGUGAAAAAUAUUUCGGAUUUAAUUGGAAAUGAAGACUUAAGCUUUCCUUCAUGUUCAAAUUCAAAGCGUCCUAAAAUGACUAAUCAGGUUAAGGAAAACUUUGGCUCCAGUGCCAGUCUUUCAGAAAAAUCUGUAUCACUAAAAGAAACUAUGAAAAUGAUGAUGGACUCAAGUGAAAGCGAGGAAGAAUUAGAAAAUGAAAUUCCAAAUCCUGUAGAAGUUUUAAUUAAAAAAAAUAUUAAUGAAUAUGUAUUGGAUAAACGUAUUGAAAAUGAAGAAGACCCACUUCUUUGGUGGAAAGUUAAUAGCAAUAAAUAUGAAAAAGAAAAUUAG
This is a messenger RNA of Microplitis demolitor, 720 nucleotides long. Its product is annotated as zinc finger BED domain-containing protein 4-like. NCBI's taxonomy places the organism in Eukaryota, Metazoa, Arthropoda, Insecta, Hymenoptera, Braconidae. The transcript is spliced from 2 exons. The coding region runs from base 1 to 720 and encodes 239 amino acids. The record is from RefSeq and is a predicted model, not a curated record.